Sinocyclocheilus anshuiensis is the source of this 3654-nucleotide messenger RNA. RefSeq names its product bifunctional arginine demethylase and lysyl-hydroxylase JMJD6-like. Gene Ontology annotation, cellular component: nucleus; cytoplasm. The transcript is spliced from 6 exons. NCBI's taxonomy places the organism in Eukaryota, Metazoa, Chordata, Actinopteri, Cypriniformes, Cyprinidae. The coding region runs from base 394 to 1605 and encodes 403 amino acids. Gene Ontology annotation, molecular function: histone H4R3 demethylase activity; P-TEFb complex binding. Gene Ontology annotation, biological process: phagocytosis. The record is from RefSeq and is a predicted model, not a curated record.
GACAACCAAUCAGCUUCCAAACUGACAGUACACUAUGAAACAGCCAGCCAAUCAGAUUCUUAGAUUCUCCAGUACGGGCGGGAUGUGAGCUAUUAGCACUAGCAGUUAGAUUGCGCCUUAAGGCGUGAAAGGUGCUUGCUGCCAGCAGGUUAUCUAACUUUAGUUUAUUAUCCAACCCUUCAGUAUAUCAAUCGCCUCCCUCUCUGAAAUAAAUAUAACUUCUGUCCUUUAUAGCGUACACCGCUGUCGGCAGCAAAAGAGCCGCACACACAUCUACAAGGCCUCCAGUGACUGACUAGCCUCUUCAGUCUCCACGGGUUUUCAUAACAUAACAGUUAGCAGUAGCACACGAGCUUAAAGCGCCAACCCAAAGACGCGCUGAAACGCCGAGGAAUGAACCAUAAAAGUAAGAAACGGAUCAAAGAGGCGAAGCGGAGCGCCAGACCCGAGCUGAAGGACUCGAGCGACUGGACCAAACACAAUUACUGCGAGAGCUUUGAGCUGUCACACCGGACAGUGAAGGACAAUGUGGAGCGAGUGGACACCCAGCGUCUCAGUGCAGAGGAGUUCAUUCAGCGUUUUGAGAAACCGUAUAAACCCGUCGUUCUGCUGAACUGCCAAGACUCGUGGCCUGCCCGGGAAAAAUGGACCUUGGAGCGACUCAAGCGCAAAUACCGCAACCAGAAGUUCAAAUGUGGUGAGGACAAUGAUGGCUACUCUGUCAAGAUGAAAAUGAAGUACUACAUGGAGUAUUUGGAGUCAACCCAUGACGACAGCCCCCUCUACAUCUUUGAUAGCAGUUUCGGUGAACAUGCGAAGCGGCGCAAGCUUCUGGAGGACUACCAGGUGCCCAUUUUCUUUAGGGACGACCUCUUUCAGUUUGCGGGGGAGAAGCGGCGCCCUCCGUACAGGUGGUUUGUGAUGGGUCCUGCCCGCUCUGGAACAGGCAUCCACAUUGACCCGCUCGGCACGAGUGCGUGGAAUGCUCUGGUGCAGGGCCACAAACGCUGGUGCCUGUUCCCCACCCACACACCUCGUGAGCUCAUCAAGGUGACACGAGAGGAUGGGGGGAACCAGCAGGACGAGGCCAUCACCUGGUUCAGCGUCAUCUAUCCCCGCACACAGCAGCUCACCUGGCCAGCCGAGUUCAGACCGCUGGAGGUUCUUCAGCAUCCUGGAGAGACUGUGUUUGUGCCCGGUGGAUGGUGGCAUGUUGUUCUCAAUCUGGACACGACUAUUGCUAUGACCCAGAAUUUUGCAAGCACCACCAACUUCCCCAUUGUGUGGCACAAGACUGUGCGAGGUCGCCCCAAACUCUCCAGAAAGUGGUACCGGAUCCUGAAGCAGGAGAGGCCUGAUAUUGCUGCUUUGGCAGAUAAAGUCGAUCUGCAGGAAUCAACAGGCAUCGCCUCGGACAGCUCCAGUGACUCGUCGUCCUCUUCCUCCUCCAGCUCCUCCGAGACUGAUUCAGAGGCUGACUCGGGCUCUGAGGGCGACGCCAUGACCCAUCGCAGAAAGAAGAGGAGAACCUGUGGCAUGAUGGGGAACGGUGACAUCACAAGCCAGGACGACUGCGUGAGCAAAGAGCGUAGUUCGUCUCGGUGACGUGCCGCUCGACAACAGAGGGGCUGCGGCCAUAAUCGUCUCCUAGACCAUGAAAUGUCGCACUCUCUCUGUCUGUCACCCUCAGGAGACUCCUGUCCAUUAGAUACGAGAUCGCCGCUGUGUCACGUCUGAUAACAAACUCAGCCCUAGUGCGCUUUUAGAGCCAAAUAUCCAAAUGUGUGCUUGCCGGAGGAGCGUUGCAUGAAUGAGUGAGUGGGAGAGAAGGGAAACCCCUUCCUGUGUUGCCUUGUCUGAUGUCAGGCUCUGGACAGGAAGCUUGACGUCUCGCCAACGUCAUUAAUCUGCGUUUGAGUCAAACACAUGUCGUUUUUAUAUUUCACUGAGGUUAUGCGCAGAUAUACGUGUGAAAUGUUUCACGACCCCUCUGAGGUAAUACGGUUUGACCUCAUGUAUAAUGUUGCCUUUAGCUCUUUGAUCCUAGAAAAUAGAGUAUUUUAUUACCAAUUCUACAUUAUUCUCGAACUGCACUUAAACAUGGGUUUCUUGUCUCCGAGUUAGCAGAAAAUUAGCCCAUAGUACUUAAAACUGUUAAACAGCUGUGAUCUGUGGUCCCUUUUCUCACAAAAUCAUUAAGUCGCAGUAUUUUAGAUAGGCAAGACUAAACUUUCAAUUAGAAGCCCUUUACGAAGUCCUACAAAUGCACGAAUUAGCAAUUCCUUCUGAUAGCCUAUGAAUUAGUUCCCUCAUUUUAGUAAAUGUUGGCUACGUUGUAUUAAUUCGUAACCUCAUUUUAGUACAAUGUAUGCCAUAGUUUACUAAAAUGAGGGACCUAAAUAAGUCAUGGGAGUGAGUUUUUAAUUCAUGGCCAUGAUAAAUUAAUUUUGUCCGUAUGUCAUGUGCGGGGCAUGUGCAUAUUACCUAAAUAACAUUGUAGUUCAGCCAAAAGUUUAAACGCACCUUUCUUCGGUUGGAACUACUGUGAAUGCGCAAAAUGUCCGGAACGUUUAAACUGAUUAAGCACUCGACUUCGAGUCUAUUAGCAGUUGAAUUCAAUAGUUAAAUUAGCUCAAUCGAAUGAAAUACGAGGUGUUUUUCUUUUAGAACCCUUCUGCAUAAGGGAAACACUAGGAGGCGCUAGUGUUUAUUUAUUAUACAGUGCACAAUGAGCCAUGCAAAAGAGGGGGAAAAGCGUGCAAUCAUGAAAAUCUGCAUUUCCUGUUCAGAAUGGAAAAAGUGACUAGCCUAUAAUGUCUUAAAAUGGUUUUGUAUGUUUUGAAUUCUUUUUUUAACAGAAGGAAAUAGCUUAACUCCAAAAAUGGUAAUCUGUCAUGACCGAAAUGUUUCAGGGCUAUAAUAAUACACUCUAAAAAAUGCUGGGUUAAAAAGGGACAAACUCAGCUAUUGGGUUGUUUUGACCCAGCGGUUGGGUUAUAUUUAACCCAGCAUUUUUUAGAGUGUAGACUUCAUGUUGUGAUGGGUGCUUAAUGAUCAAAGUGAGUAUUGUUGAGGUGUUUGGGUGCUGUUUUCGUGUACGACCGUAAUCGUCUAUAACACGUCAAGGAGAAAGAUGUGGUUAAAAAGUGCCUAUUUUUUACCUGAUGUUGGUCAUUCAAGUUGCUUUGAGUGCUCAUAUUUCACAUUCUCAUAUCAUUUCUCAGAGCUGUGGUUUUGAAUUGCAAAUACUAAUGUUUUAAUGAAUGGCCUGUACUCUUAGAGGAAGCCUCCCAUUCUCAUCGCUCCAGAUCUUUUGUGUUUUCUCUAUAGGGUAUGUUCUUACUUAAGCUCCUCAUGUUCCAUAUUCAGCACUGGCUUGGUCAUGUGACACCUUGAUGUUGCUCAGAUCAAAACACAAUUAAUAAUUGUUUAAUAAAGGUUUCUAUGUAUUUAUCUUGGUGCAGUGUCUUUGUCCUGCAUUUGCAUGUUGUCCACUGGGCAUAUUUAACCGUUCAGAGUGUGACGUUACAUUCAAAUCACCGUGGCUGAUUAUUAUUGAGCAUUGCAUGCCAUAAUUCCUCUUUAUACGUCAUUGUGGUUAUUUAUGACAAGAUCAGUUUAAAAGGGGUGACGCACCAAAUACAAGUGGAAUGU